Glossina fuscipes is the source of this 4514-nucleotide messenger RNA. It is a transcript of the gene bowl, whose product is annotated as protein bowel. The record is from RefSeq and is a predicted model, not a curated record. Gene Ontology annotation, cellular component: nucleus. Bases 760 to 3225 code for a protein of 821 amino acids. The transcript is spliced from 3 exons. Gene Ontology annotation, biological process: embryo development; embryonic hindgut morphogenesis; embryonic pattern specification. Gene Ontology annotation, molecular function: RNA polymerase II transcription regulatory region sequence-specific DNA binding; DNA-binding transcription factor activity, RNA polymerase II-specific. Lineage: Eukaryota; Metazoa; Arthropoda; Insecta; Diptera; Glossinidae.
UAUGCAUUUAAGCAUUUAAGUAAAAAACAUAUCUCUGCGCCAUCAGCCUUUGAGUCUUUCAUUAUAGUCUUUACAGAUCUCGGUUGAGGAGGAGAGUCUUGAAAAGUAAACAUUUAAUCCAGAUUUCUGCUACAAUUGUGAGCAUAGUUUACCAUACAGAAAAGGACGCUCGAGCGUACAUACAUACGUACGUAUGCUAUGUAACCAUGGACAAACAUUAUUCAUUAGAUUUCGGCUUAAUUUUCUUUUCUUUUCUUGCUGAGUUUUUUCCUUUUUUAUUUUCAUUUUAAUCUGUUUGCCCGUAUACGUAGUAUAUGCUUGUGUUGACUUAGCGCUGGACAAACCAUCAAUAUAUUUAUGUUGUAUUGUUGCUGCCAUUUAACUCUUUUAGCCGACAGUCACACUCAGAGAGAAAGAGAGAGAGCGAGAGAGAAUGGCAGAGAGCACGAAGACUAGAGAGAGAUUUAGUCAGAGAGUAAACACGUUACAUGAUCAUUGCGUUUAUGGUCGCUCGACAUGUAUAGUUUCUUCAAACACACACUCAACCAUAAUUGAGUUAGUGCGCUUGUUUACUUUUUUCUUUUUCAGCUAAACAUACAAACCUAUACAGAUUUGCUUCAUACAUGUUAAAAGACCCUCGAAAAGGAAAGCCAUGCUAUAUACGCUAAAGCGUUUCUACUGCGGCCUGCCUAAGCAACCUACAAAAUCUUCUUAUGUUUCAUAAUUAUUAUCUGCAGUAUGUGAUACGUAACAGACAAGAUGCCAACGGAGUCGAAUUUAUUAAGAGAACAUAACGCAUGUGUGGCCCAUGAACCACGUUUGGAACAUUUCAAACAAACGGCCACGGGAGUGACAGGUGUCAAUGUUAAUAAUUCGGAGCGCAAUUCCUCAACAGGACGUAGUACAAAUUUUGAAACAGCUGCUAUAAAUUAUCAACAUCAUUUGGCGAGUUCCUCUGCAUUAAUGAACAACAGCAAUCCCCAAGGUCCUCAGCAUCAACGAGAAGUUUCGGCCUUUGUUCCCGUUUUGCCUUCCCAUCGUAAUCCGUUAAGAGCUCCAGGCUCGCUUUACGGUAAUAUGUUAGAACCAGGUGGAGUGGAGAGCGGUAAAGAUCCUAAUAAAAGGGGCUCUAAUUUUGAAAUAAUGGCUAUGAUGGCCGAUAAACGCAAAGAGUUAGCUUUAAGAGAAGCUGCUGUAGCAGCAGCUAUGCUUAUGCCUCGUCCGGGUCAAGUGCCGCCACCAGGAGUGCCAGCUUCUGUGAUGUAUCCACCACCGUAUUUAACGGGUCCUGGUCCAUCGCCUACUGCAGCUGGAAGCUUUACUUUUCCUUCCGCAGCUACUGCCGCUGCCCUCUUUCCCCCUGGCAUACCACCCACAAUGCAUGCUGGGUUAGAUCGCCGUUUGCUAAGAGCUCCAGGUAGAGCUUCUAGGCCCAAAAAACAAUUCAUUUGUAAAUUCUGCAAUCGCCAAUUUACAAAAUCUUAUAAUUUGCUUAUACACGAACGAACUCACACAGACGAGCGGCCGUAUUCGUGCGAUAUAUGUGGGAAGGCAUUUCGCCGACAGGAUCAUUUAAGAGAUCAUAGGUAUAUACACUCCAAGGAGAAGCCAUUCAAAUGUACCGAAUGUGGGAAAGGUUUCUGUCAAUCGCGUACAUUGGCUGUUCAUAAAAUAUUGCAUAUGGAGGAGUCGCCCCAUAAAUGUCCGGUGUGUAGUCGCAGCUUUAAUCAGCGUUCUAAUCUGAAAACUCAUUUGCUUACCCAUACCGAUCAUAAGCCUUAUGAAUGCAAUUCCUGUGGCAAAGUAUUUCGACGUAAUUGUGAUUUACGGCGCCACACUUUAACGCACGCUGUUGGCGAUGGACCCAAUGAAUAUGUUGACGUCGUAGAAGAAGAAGACGAGGCUCGUAAUUUAAGCGGCGAUGAAGAAGAUUCUCUAUUAGAAGUAGAUUCGCCACCCCAUUCUCCGACGCAAGACGAUGAGCGUGACGCAGCUGAGGAAGAGUUGAUAGAUAGUGAACACCGUAUAACGAUGUCAGAACGUCUAAGUUUGAAACGUAAAGCGCAAUUCGAUCAAGAAUUAUUGGAGGAGGACGAUGAUACCGAUGACGAAUUAGCCGAUGAUAUUGAAAAUGAAAACGAUGAAGAUAUAUCUGAAGAAGUGAGUCUUCCGCUAAGAGAAGUGAGCGAUGAACGUAAGGAAGGAGAGAUUUCAGAAGGCAAAGUACAAGAUCAAGGUGUAACCCAUUGCCAUCACGAAGGUGGGCAUCAGUAUACAAUGAGACCGUCUCAAGAACAGCAACGCAACGGAAGUAGUGAAGAUUUAGGUCCGGUUUUAAAUGCGACUCCAGCGAAUAAUCCAUCCACGCCUGCUCAUUCAUUACCACCACCGCCACCUCCUCCUCCGACUUACGUUAUGGCCACUAAUUCCGGACCAAGUAUAACGCCUUAUAUGUCUGCACAUCCACCGUCAUCUGAACCCAGCGAACCUUACAUACCGUUAUUGCAUGUUCGUCGCGAUCUCCACUCAACCAAGACUCUUGCACCAAGUUCUUCUAAUAUAAAAUCAAUGCCACCAACACAGCUACCCCCGCCGCCACCCCCAACUGUGCCAGUCAUGGUGGACACAAUAAAAAGUCAGCAAACUCAACAAAUGCUUUCACCUCAUGAACCUGUUCCUAGCUUCCUAGGUUCAAUACCUAUACGUAAACGCUCUUUAGGCUUGGAAUUUGAGCAUUCUCAUGCUUUAAAUCAAAGACCUCAUGCAUACGGUGGCGCAACGAAUCCUAAUAUGUAUGCGAUAAAUAUGUCGAGACCUCAUCUACACGCUUUACAAACCGCCACCGCUGCCAGCAUGAAAUUAGGUCCUCCAACCGGCCAUCCGCAACCAUCAUCGCCACCUUCACAUUUAGGACCUCCACCUCCCGGAAUUAUUACCAAGCCUGGACCUUAUUUGCCAACAGCUUACCAUUUAAAUCAAUCAUCAACUAUGGAUAAGACUAUGUUAACGAGCAAUACUUCGGUUGCCGGCUUAGGGGGCGAGCCGUAUUUGCAUCAUCAUAUUUCCCGAAAUUCCCUUUUAACAAUUCACCAAAACUCUACUCCGCCAACGCCACCACUACCAUCAGCUACGUCGACGGUGACUACGUCAAACCAUGCGCCGCUACAGCAAAAUCCACCCAUAAAACGAACUGGUUUUAGCAUUGAAGAUAUCAUGAGGCGCUAAUCUAUUACUUUACAAAUUAGCUAUAUACGAGGAGGGAUUUGUACAUUCUUUUCUUCUUCUUUUAAGUCAUUUCCAUUUGGCGAGAUCUCAUUUUCUGAUUAACAUUUUUAAAUUGAUCCUUUAUUAAAAAGAAAAUAUCCUUUUCGUAGUAAUUUUUUUUUUGCAGUAAAGGGUGACGGAAGGUAUUUUAUUAUUAUUAUACACUUUGCGGAGUAGGGCGAAGUGCCUUCCAAUAGGAUGAACCGCUGUUUGAGACCCAUUAUUAUUAAACUAUAUAGUUUAUUUGAGCGAUAUAUAUUGAGAUGGCAGCGAUAAUAUUAAUAAUAUGUAUACAAGACAUUAUCCACAUUCUUGUUUGCCAGUACGAUCGCCAAAUCACGGAUCGAAAGCGUUAAACGUUUUAAUUAUUUUCUUUCGCUAAUACGUGCCCCAUUCGGCCAAGGCCAAAAUGAAGAAAUUGAAUGCUUAUGGAGUGUCAAUGAAUGAUUUAAAAAGUAAAAGAUUUUAAAAGAAUUAUGCGGUGAUAAACUGCGAUCACCGCACGCGCGAUUGUUUUAAUAGCGACGGGGUUCCUAAAAGCAAUGAAAAUUAUCAAAACAAGUAUUCUCCAUUAUCCAAAUAUAUUUAAUCGUAGAUUAACUACCAUUCCAUUUAGAAUUUUAAACAAAAAGAAAAAAGAAAUACAAGAAGAACUCCUCAUGUGCAAGCACUCGCUGUUUGUCGUCUAGAAGGUAGAAACUGAUAAAAGUUAAUAAUGAUAAGCCCAAGCUUAGCAAGUAAUACAAUAAAAUUCUAGACUUUAUUCAGAUAAUUAGAAAGAAAACUUUCUUAUGAUUAUAACAUUUUAGGUUAUGUUUAUUAGGUUAUGUUUAUUACCUUUUGCGCUUAUGCCUAAGUUGUAACUUAAUGUUCUUAGUUGUAAGCACUUGUUGUACAUUUAUAUUAAUUAGUUAAUUUAAAAGCAAAAAAAAGGAAAACAAAUUGAAAAAUAUUUAUAAAUUUCCUAAAAAUUCAUUUAAAAGAGUGUACUUGCCCCCUCCCAAACACUUAGUGUUCAAUUGAGGUUUGCAAUUAUUGUUUUUACAUAAGUUUCGUUCUUAAGUCACAGCAAUGGACAGAGCCUAUCUAUUUCUAGCACUUAGUAAUAAUAAUAAUAAUAAUAAUAAUGAAGUGGUUCCGUAAACUCAUCAUUGUGGUGAUUAAGUUAGUUCUGCAAAUAGUUUUAUUAAUUUAAGUUAAAUAUUUUCCCCCGCAAAUUUCUUUAAACAUUAAAAUGAAGAAAAAACGAA